Messenger RNA from Diabrotica balteata, 1490 nucleotides. NCBI's taxonomy places the organism in Eukaryota, Metazoa, Arthropoda, Insecta, Coleoptera, Chrysomelidae. The record is from the annotation of a GenBank genome assembly.
UUUUAAAAUUGUCAAAAAUAUUAAUCAUGCAUAUAACCAACCUUUUUAUACUUUUGGUCUUUCUUGUAAAUUAUGGAAUAUGCACGUCUAGAUACACAUUAGAAACUAACUAUAUAGAAGUGCCAGUAGACCAUUUUUCCACUGUAGAGACAAGAACAUUCAAGUUAAGGUACUUAAUCUCUACCAAAUACCAUGUAAAAGGAGGACCGGCGUUUGUAUACACUGGAAAUGAAGGUCCAAUCGAUAUAUUUGCCCAAAAUAGCGGAUUUCUAUUCGACAUAGCACCAAGAUUUAACGCCCUGGUAAUCUUCAUUGAACAUAGAUACUAUGGACAAUCCUUACCAUUUGGAAACAAAUCCUUGACAUCUCCAGAAAACUUGAGGUACUUAACUACUUCUCAAGCUUUGGCUGAUUACGCUUACGUCAUAGAAGAUUUAAGAAAAACUUACUUCGGUACCAUGUUGACCAUCGAUACAAGUCCUUUUAUAGCUUUUGGUGGGUCUUAUGGAGGAAUGCUAGCAGCUUGGUUGAGAAUGAAGUAUCCUUACAGCGUUCUAGGUGCUAUAGCUUCAUCUGCUCCCAUUUGGUACUUUCCGGAUUUAACACCCUGCGGUACUUUUUAUGAAAAGGUUACUAGUGUCUUCGAAAGAUAUGGAAAGGAGGAAUGCACUAAGAUGAUUAAAAUUGGAUGGGAUAUUAUAAACAAAAUGUCAAAAACUAAAGCAGGCUUGAAAUUUAUUUCAAGUUCUUGGAGUCUUUGUAAGAAUUUGCAAAAUGCACAAGAUGUCGAGAGAUUACUAGAUUGGUUAAGCAAUAUUUAUAUCAAUCUGGCCUUGUCAAAUUACCAUUACCCGACUGAAUUUCUCACCCCACUUCCAGCUUAUCCUGUUAAAGUCUUCUGCGACAAGCUAACAACCUCGUACUUCAACGACUCUAAGAGUUUGAUAGAACACUUCGGUUAUGCUUUGGAGAUAUACACCAAUUAUACAGGAACCAAACAAUGCAAUAAUAUUAACAGUACUAUAGAAGAUCCAAAUGAAGUAGCUUGGAAUUACCAGUCUUGUACUGAGCUUAUAAGACCUACGUGUUCAACCGAAAAGGAUAUGUUUUUUACAAAGACUUGGAGUUACGAUGAAUUCGCAAAGUGUUGCUUGACGAGAUAUAAUAUAAAAAGCCAGAGACGUAACUGGGUUAUUAAUGCAUUUGGAGGCUUCAAUAUAAAAUAUUUUUCCAAUAUUGUAUUUAGCAAUGGAUUACUUGAUCCCUUGUCUUCCGGUGGCGUAUUACGGAAUAUUAGUGAUACCAUUGUUGCGGUCAAUAUAACCGAUGGUCCACACCAUGUCGAACUAAGAAACUACGACCCCUCAGACAAUAACUACGUUAUCAAUGCUAGGAAAUUUCAUAUCGCUGCUAUUAAGCGUUGGUUGGAUGUCUAACAUUUUUUCGCAAUGGAUACUGUUUAGACCAUCUAAUAAAGUACCUUGAUUUAA